Silurus meridionalis is the source of this 5036-nucleotide messenger RNA. It is a transcript of the gene kdm2ab, whose product is annotated as lysine (K)-specific demethylase 2Ab. Gene Ontology annotation, molecular function: DNA binding; histone demethylase activity; zinc ion binding. Lineage: Eukaryota; Metazoa; Chordata; Actinopteri; Siluriformes; Siluridae. The transcript has 23 exons. The coding region runs from base 472 to 4296 and encodes 1274 amino acids. The record is from RefSeq and is a predicted model, not a curated record. Gene Ontology annotation, biological process: regulation of transcription by RNA polymerase II; protein demethylation.
CACUGGGAACACAAGAGGCGUGGUGAAUCCCAGAACUAAACGCCACAGUGGCGUGGGCGUUGGCCAAUCAGAACGUUGAAAUCUGCAUACCGGCUUUAUAAUUGGCCCAGUCUCGGUGACGGGCGGGGCGUGUAGAGCCGCUCACGCCGUGAGUGUGUGUGUAAUGACAAUCUGAAAAUGGCGGAUGGACGCGGAAUCCUUUAACUUUCUCGUAUACAAUAAGAAGCAGAUCCAAUGGGCGAGAUUGCGACAGGAUGAGUUCCAGCUGCAGUUAGGGGGGGGAAAUACGCAGGGUUUCUUCGCAUUCAACUGAUUAAAAAUAGCACUACUAUCACCGCAAACAACAACAACAACAAAAAAAAAAACGCUAGCUUGUUUGUUUGCUUUAAACACUUGACUUGAUGUGACGUGUCACUUCCCGUCUCUGGACCACCGCAAACUCAAUCUCCUGUGCGUUCCUCAUUUCAGGCAAUGGAGGAAACCCGCUACAGCAAACGCCUGCGAACAGGAACUCGCCGGCGGUAUCAGGACGAUGGCAUCUCCGACGACGAAAUCGAGGGGAAGACGAAUUUUGAUCUUGCAGAAAAGCUUGAAAGCCCCAACUUCGAUUCCAACUUGGUGAAAAUCAUGGAUGGAAAUGACUUCACUUUUGAGUACAUCCAGCGGGAGGGGCUUCGGGACCCCAUCAUCUUUACUAAAGCAGACGGUCUUGGCAUUCAAAUGCCCGAUCCAGACUUCAGUGUGAGCGAUGUGAAACUGUUUGUAGGCAGUCGACGGAUGAUUGACGUGAUGGAUGUAAGCACCCAAAGGGGUAUGGAGAUGUCCAUGAGUCAGUGGAGGAGGUAUUACGAAACUCCAGCCUCAGAAAGGGAAAAGCUGUACAACGUCAUCAGUCUUGAGUUCAGCCAUACGAAACUGGAGCACCUCGUCAAGAGACCUGCCUCAGUUGAUCUGAUCGACUGGGUGGAUAACAUGUGGCCACGGCACCUGAAGGAGCGACAGAGAGACUCCACCAACGCCAUCAUAGACAUGCAGUACCCCAAAGUACAGAAGUACUGCCUGAUGAGCGUGAAGGGCUGCUUUACAGACUUCCACGUCGACUUCGGCGGCACUUCAGUCUGGUACCAUAUCCUGAGGGGGCGCAAGGUUUUCUGGCUGAUCCCUCCCACGCCACACAAUCUGGAGCUCUAUGAGAACUGGGUGUUGUCUGGAAAACAGGGUGACAUCUUCCUUGGGGACAAAGCCACCGCCUGCCAGCGCAUUCAGCUUGAACAGGGUUACACCUUUAUGAUCCCCUCAGGUUGGAUCCAUGCAGUAUACACUCCUGAAGAUACCCUGGUGUUCGGAGGGAAUUUCCUGCACAGUUUUAACAUUCCCAUGCAGCUGAACAUUUACAACAUUGAGGACCGCACACGGGUCCCAGCCAAGUUUCGUUACCCGUUCUAUUAUGAGAUGUGUUGGUAUGUUCUGGAGCGUUACCUCUACUGUCUGACCAACACCUCUCAUCUAACGCCAGAGUUCCAGAGACACUCACUAGGCAUCGGGCUGAAAAAGGCCGACUGUGCUAAAGCAAGCAACGAUGAUAACGAAGAAAAAGCAGAGGUUAAAGAAGAAGGCGAUGAAGAGGAAGAAGAAAUUACCUCUCCUCCUGCACGUCCUGGGGUGAAGGUCCAUCUGACGCCAUUAGAGCUGGAGGGACUGUGGCAACUCCUGCACAAACUGGAGCAGUUGCCCGCUCAUAAGAAGUGUGUACCUUCAGGGAUCAGAAACGCUCCAGCACUGCUCAGUGACAUCCGUGCCCUGCUAGAAGAGCAUGCCAAUGAUGAUCCAAAAUUGUCUUACACUGGAAAACCCAUCGUCACAUGGCCCAAAAGGCCCUCGUGGUACAGACCACUCCCUACUGCACCAUCUGUAUUGUACCGGCCGCGUCCUUCGGGUUCGGGCACCACGAUGACCUCGGUGCCACGGCCAACCAAGCCUUCAACUUCCCUCUCUGCUCUGAGGCGGCGACGUGUGCGCUGCAAACGCUGCGCCGCGUGCACGCGCUCCUUGUGUGGAGAUUGCAUCUACUGCAGGGACAUGAAGAGGUUUGGUGGCCCAGGUCGACUCAAAAAGUCCUGCAUUCUCAGGCAGUGCCUGUCUCCGGCGCUUCCUCUCACCGCUAUCUGUGGCAUAUGUAAAGAGGGGAGCCAGGAAGAUGCCGAAGGCACCCAGAGCACCCAAACACUCAUGGAGUGCACCGAAUGUGGUCAGAUCACACACCCAGAAUGUAUAACGGUCCCAGGGGAGGGUGUGAUCAACAAGGAUCUACCCAGUUGCUGGGAGUGUCCCAAAUGUGUCCAUGAUAAGAACACUGAGUCUUCCAGCAGCAAUUCAGAAGAGGAGAGUAAAAGCACUGUUAUGACUAGCUCGGCCACGUCUGCACCUCCCGCGAAGCGGGCAUACAGAGAGGGCAUUGGGGUGGGGGGGCUACGUUUAGGGCGCAGGGCUCAGCCUCUCCCAUCCCCCUCAUCUCUGCCUUUGACUCGCUCCCGACGCCAACCUCCACCCUCACAGAGAAUCCUACUGCAGCAUCAACAGAGCCGCAAGAGAGCUGGGGCACUGGAACGACAGCACAGGAAGAGGAUCAAAUUAGAGAGGAGCAAACUCUUCCAGUCGACACGGCCAUCUGUCUCUGUUUCUCCAAAGCUCUUGCGUCAGCGCAGUUUGGAGAGAGGGAGCAUGAUCAGGGCAGCACUCAGCAGGGGCAUGGCCCGGCGGAGAAGCGCGUCGUCAUAUCAGGGAAGAGAAGUCCGGCUUCGAAGUGAAGCAAGAGAUGGAACUCUGCGAGGAAGGACAGAGAGAGAAGAGGACGGAGACGAAAAUAACAAGGAGGAAGAGAACGAGAAGACCGAACGGAGAGAGAAUGGCCUCGGAGGUAAAGAGAACCGGCCGCAGGGAUACGGAGGAAGGCCGGCGGAAGACGAGACCGGAGACGCCCAACCGAACAGAGAGCGAGAAAACGAGAGGGAGGAGGAGGGAGAACAGACUCGCACCGACUGUUCAGGUGUGCUCAGUGACGAGGCCAGAGAUCAAAGGUCAUGUGUGACUGUGACUUUGCAGCCGUCACGAGGCAGACGGGACCCGAGCACUAUCGUCCCCAAGCUUGAAGCGAAUGUGAACUCUGUAAGCCACAUCCAAAGCAACAGCGACUUUCAGGGCAAGUCCCUGCUCCGCCCACCUCUCCGGGGGGAUUCACACCAUGCGGACAAAGCUCACUCUCACACACACAAGCAUUCAGCCAGGCCGCAACUCCGAUCCCCAACUCUUACCAGGAGCACUUCCAAACACACUAAUGUGAAUCAAAGCUUAAGGUGCAACUCCAGAGAGUCUCAUCGCAACACGACACGAGAGAGGAACGGGAAAAACGUACGUCCCGAGAGAGGAAAGCCUCCUGCGUCUUCUACCAGCUCAGCGUCCUGCACAUCACCUGAGCAGAACGGAGCUAGUGAACCAGGCUGGGGCAGACUGGUGUGGGUGUCCGUCUUCCGCUACCUGACUCGGACCGAGCUGUGCGUGUGCAUGGCUGUGUGCAAGAGCUGGUACAAAUGGGGGUGUGAUAAACGCCUGUGGACGCAUAUUAAUCUGAGUCGCUGCCAGUCCAUCAGCCCACAGGCCCUCUCCGGCAUCAUCAAGCGCCAGCCUGUUACACUGGACCUUUCGUGGGCCAAAAUAUCCAAAAAACAGCUUACCUGGCUCGUCAACCGAUUACCAGGGUUGAAAGAUCUGGUGCUUUCAGGGUGUAACUGGACGUCAGUUUCUGCUCUGAGCUCGCCCAGCUGUCCUUUACUGCGAUCGUUAGAUCUACGCUGGGCAGAUGGCGUCAAAGAUGCACAGAUCCGAGAGCUGCUUUGCCCACCAGGAAGUAAUAAUCGUUCCCAGCUGAGAAACAUGCAGUGCUUGAGGCUGUGUGGUCUGGAGGUAACAGAGGCCACUCUGAGGCUGAUCAUCAGGCACAUGCCCCAGCUGACGCGGCUGGAGCUCUCACACUGCCCUCUGACUGACAACGCUCUCAACCUCCUCACCGCUGUGGGCUCGUCCACACGCAACACACUCACUCACCUCAACCUAGCAGGUUGCAGUCGUCUGACUGACCACUGUCUGGUGCACCUGCAGCGUCUGUCCUGUGUGUCUGUGCUGGACCUGCGCAGCUGUAAAGGAAUCUCCCGGGAGGCUUGCGAGAAAUUCAUCUCCGAGCUGUCAGUCAAUGCCCUCUACUGCCUAUCAGACGAUAAACUAAUCCAGAGAAUAUCCUAGAGCUCCUUCUUCUCUGAGAACCAUGGACUGUUUGGGUUGGUUGGGUGGAGGCAGGGGGGGUGUGUGUGAGAGAGUGUGUAUGUAUAGAAAGAUCAGCAUGAUUGCUCUGUUCGACUGCGAUUCCUGUUCAGAACAUCAUAAAGGAGGACCUCGAAGCAUCUCAGAGAGACUUUAUGUAAGCAAAACUCAGUGGUCGAAGUCCAUAAUGUACUUAUUUCUCUUCGGUCUGCGUACACAGACGCAGCAGUUGGCAAUCACAAGAAUCCUCACGGGCUCUUUUAAUAAGAAAACUAAAUCGGUGCUAAUCUUCAACAGCCUUUUUUUUUUUUUUUUCCUCCCAUUUAUUUUUUUUUUUUAUUCCAGGGCAGGUCUGUAGCUUGCAUGCCUCUCCUGAUCCCGCCCCUCUCUCCUUUUUCCACUCUUUCUAACUUCUCCAUCUUCUUUACUCCGACGCUUCUGUUGUUUGUAGCCGCGUAAAAGGGUGUUGCGUUUGGUUUCACUCCUGUGCUUAACCUCUGAAUUUAUUUUUCAAGAGGAAUACUUUUCAGUUCUUAAUUCCGUUCUGUCUAGUUACAGAGUACAGAUAUAUAUAAAUAUAAAAAUAUAUACACCCCCUCGUGUAAAUGUAUUCCUCUCCUAUAGUAUGCCAGAAGAAGAGUCUGUAGCGUUGUAAUUAUUUUUGGAUUUUUUUUUUUUUUCACUUUUUGUUUGUUUUUCCAAAAAAAAAAAACAAUAAAGAA